CCCGGGACCUCCGGAUUUCAACACCAGCGCCCUAAACCGCUCGGCCACGCUGCCUUCUUGUGAAUUGAUAAAAAGGAAACAUUAUUUAACUCACAGCCACUCCGGAAAAGAACUCAACGUAACUAUCAAAAUAUCAGAAUCAGUUUAAAGACAAAAGAAAGCUUUGAAUAAAAAAGGUAGGCGCUUUUUUUUCUUCCCUUUUUCCUAUUUUGUCCAUCGUUAACAGUCACAAACCUAGCUGCAGUUGAUUAACAACCUACCUUUCGAUCAUAAUUCAAAAAAUGGUAUACGGGGGAAUUGUUGAUUUAGCUAUUUUCCGGUAUUCAAUUAUAUGCCAGUCUUCACAAAUACUACUACAAAUACAUCCGGCAAAAAAUGAAACAAGUCUUUCAAGUUCCGGUAGGUAAUUCAGUAUCCUAUUCUAUUUCCCUGGAAAUAUGAUUUUUCUUUACUAAAAACUACGUCAAACAGUGACACGUUCGGACAGUUUUGGUGUAGACCGUGAGAAACUACCCAUUAAAACUUAUGACAGACAUAACCCCAAAAACAGAAAAAUGAAGACACGAUGCAAAUUAGGUUGUAUACGUGGUGGAACAAUCAUGGUUUAACGAAGGAUUUUGCAUGGCGAUAAAAAAAAAAUAGAUAUCCUGAUAAUUGUUCAAAACAGUGGGAAACUUCUUAGUUUAUUCUACUGAGAUUCAGACUCAUAUCGACAGAGAGACAAUGUGAGUGAAACAAUUCAAAUACUAAUAACAACCUUGGCCCUUCAAAGUUUCUUUACCAUAGAUAAUUAAAUGAGUAACAAUCCAAGGAAAGCUUUUUUGGUCUUUAAUCUAAAAGCAAGGAAGUCAUUAAUUUAGAAACAUUCUACAAUCCCAACUAAUUAAGUUACCCGGCAUGGCUAUGUCGGUCAUAUUUACCCCUUUAAACCCUCGCAAAAUUUGCAACAUUCAUUAAAAGUUUUCAAUUAUCUCCGCUGUCGUCUGCCUUUUCCGAUGCUAAAACUUAUUAUUUAUUUCACGAGUCACUUGUAUCCUAAAAAGUGCUGCAGUGUUUGUCGUACUCUCGCCAAUUUCUGUGCCAAAUUGUAAAAGCAGUGAGACCUGCUGGUUUGGAUUUCAGACAGCUAUCUCGAUCGAGACGUUUUGGAAAAUCCUUGAGAUAAGAGCAGAGGUUCUUGAGCUGAGCCAGCCAGACUUUCAGGUUUCUAGUACGGGCCUCAGAACUGAUAGCUGCCUGUUCCAAAUCAGCUACUGAGAGAACGCAGAAGUGAUAUACGAACAGAAUGUCCCGUUUUGCUCACUUUGAACUGUUAUCCCUGGAGAUGAGUGAAUCUGUUGACAACUCGACAAGUAACAAUGAGACUGAAGAAGGAACAACGAGUUUGAGCGGAGCUGAACGGAACUUUAAGACUGUAUUUUACUGCUGUCUGUUCAUUCUUGGUUCUUUGGGGAACCUCAUGGUCAUUGUGGUCGUAAAAGGAAAACGUAAACGAACUAUAAAUGAUUAUUUCAUUUUAAACUUAGCAGUUUCGGACUUGACAUUCUUGUGGUUUUCUCUUCCUUUCUACACGUAUGAGCUUUUUCAAGAAUUCUACAAGAACGCCUUUUACUGCAAACUCAUUUGGCCCAUGAUGUCAAUCACCCUUUCUGUCAGUGUUUUCACCCUAGCGUCCAUGGCAGUUGAACGGUGCCGAGGAAUCAUCAAUCCACUACAACCGAGAAUUAAGCUGCAAGCUACCUUGGUUUGGAUUCUGGUGAUAUGGAUAUGCGCUUUAGUCACUAUGUUUCCGUUAAUGAUCGUAACGCGGCCAGAUAAAGUACUGUGUUUUGAAGCAUGGCCCGAAGAAUAUUACAGGCAAGCCUACACUGCAGUGUUAUUCGCACUCCAGUACGCCAUCCCUUUGAUUGUAAUCGCCAUAGCGUACCUGAGAAUUGCCGUUUGUCUUGUAACAUCUCAGAUACCAAUGCUCACUUCACAAAACUCUCACGGAGAAGUUAUCAGACAUAAAACGAGAAGUGAAAAUGUUCAGAUCAUACGAACAUUGGCUGUUAUUGUGGUUCUGUUCAUGGCCUGUAUGUUGCCCAAUCAAAUUGCUUGGAUGCUAUUUGAUUUUGGUGGUGCUUCAUACAAGGAGCUCUCCCACGCUUUUUGGACCAGCGCAGAAGCGCUAAUAUUCCUUCACGCAUGUGUAAAUCCCAUUGUAUACGGGUCUUUCACUCGUCAGUAUCGUCGUGGAUAUCUUCUAUAUUUCCGGUACGUUUGCUGUUGCAGGGUUACAAACAUAAAUUACGCCAGUGGAAUUUCAGAAAACCUUACUACUGAUAGAAAAGCCCGACCAAAGCGAAGCGCGGUUGUGCUUCAUGGCUCCCUUACCUUCAGGAGCUUAAGAGAGAAAAGUAGAAGUACACGUCUUGAAAUGCAGUCCUCACCAGUUUUGUCUACUAGUGGAGCGAGUAAUCAGUUUGGAAGCCUUUCGCCGUGCCCCUCCCCUCUCCCAGGAUCGACCAGUGUAGCGAUACUCUUAAAAACGUUCAAUAGACAGGAAACGAAAACACUUUUGAACUUGUCUUUCAACAACUCGGCUUUAGAAAUUUCUGAUGACGAACAAAGCGUCCAAGACACGAAACUGUAGUUUCAGCAAAUAACUUCAUGUUAUAGGCACGGAGAACUGCAAUUACGUUACUUCACAAAAAGUAACGUCGCAUGAUUUGUCUCUGGCAGAUACAUUUGAUGACGACUUCCAGUUAGAGCAAAAUUAAAAGAUUUCCCCACUGUAGGCAAUUUUCGAAUAGACUGCGAUCUCAAGUAAAAAAGUCUGCCUGUACAAUACAAUACAAUACAAUAGAAAUUUAUUGUGUUAUACACUUAGCUAUAUGCGAGGCGUGACAUCACAUGAAAGAUAAAAUGGCACACCAACUAAUUUGCAGGUAUUUCACACGAAUUAAAAGUAAAUGUAAUAUAUAAGUGAAAAUUUUAAAAAAGUAGAAGUCAGAUAAAAGGCAAUCUAAAAUAAUCUACACGUUAUGCUAAAAAGUAAAAACGAUAAUCUUAUAGCUUCUUAUGUACUGAAAUAAGAUAACAAUAAGUAGUAAGUUAGGUUAAAAGGACCAAAAGAUCAAUUUUCUUGAUACCGCCUUUUUAAAGUUCUAAUAGUUCUAUAUGAAACUAGUAGCAGGUUCCAUAGCUGUAGCGCUAGGUAACGCCACGCUUUCAGUCCGUAGAUUGAGGUGUUGACCUUAGGCAGUUUUAGAAUUUAAGGUUUUG
Molecule: messenger RNA, 3267 nt
Organism: Orbicella faveolata
Lineage: Eukaryota; Metazoa; Cnidaria; Anthozoa; Scleractinia; Merulinidae
Product: galanin receptor type 1-like
Biological process (GO): G protein-coupled receptor signaling pathway
Cellular component (GO): plasma membrane
Molecular function (GO): G protein-coupled receptor activity
Source: RefSeq, a predicted model, not a curated record